Emiliania huxleyi CCMP1516 is the source of this 369-nucleotide messenger RNA. RefSeq lists its product as hypothetical. Gene Ontology annotation, biological process: protein transport; endosome transport via multivesicular body sorting pathway; late endosome to vacuole transport. The record is from RefSeq and is a predicted model, not a curated record. The annotation marks the transcript as partial. Gene Ontology annotation, cellular component: multivesicular body; ESCRT III complex. Lineage: Eukaryota; Haptophyta; Isochrysidales; Noelaerhabdaceae. The transcript has 4 exons.
AUGUUUAUGACCGCCACGUUUUUCUUUCCGCUCUCGCCGAGGCAAGCGGCGAAAGGCGCGCUGGCAGCGGCCGUUGCGCCCAGCCAGCACCUCUUUCGAGACUCCUGUUUCCUCCCGGUCAACAAAUGGAAGAAGGAGAUGCGAUCUGAGUCUCGGAAGCUCGACAGACAGAUCCUGAAGAUUCAGCGCGAGGAGGAGAAGAUCAAGCGGUCGGUCAAGGAGGCGGCGAAGCGGGGGGACACGGCGUCGUGCAAAACGUACGCGAAGGAGAUUGUGCGGUCGCGGAAGGCGGUCACCCGGCUACACACCAGCAAGGCGCAGAUGAAUUCGGUGGUGAUGCAGAUGCAGAACCAGAUGAGCCAGGCAAAG